AUGAACCGCAGCGAGCUUCUGCGGGAGCUGCAGCGGCGGGAGGAGGAGGCCGCGCGCGAGCAGCUGCUGCUGCUGCGACGAAUGCGCGAGGCGGAGCGGGAGAGGACCCGAGAGGCGGAGGUGGACAGGGGGAGGGGAAGGGGGGACCUGGGGGAACGCGGAAGAGGGGAGACGCAGCAGGAGCUGCAGCAAGGACGGCAGCAGCAGCUGGCGCAAGAGCGGCAGGCGCAGGGGGAACAGGCGGAGCAGGUGUAUUACGACUUCAGUCGCAUACGCCCGCGGGAACCGUCGCCUCCUAGGUUACCCAGAGACGCGCUCCCGUGGGUGCUUCUAGCGGGGGGCGCGGUAGCGGCAGCAGCGGUGGUACACCACAAGCGGCGGUGCCACCGCAGCAGGCAGCAGCACGCCGCCGCGGAGUCCGUAGUCGGCUCCUCAGGCCCCCCUCUCGGCGCAUGCUCCGCCCCCCUAUUCUCCCCCCAUGGCCCCCCAUUCUCCCCGCACGCCCCCCACGCCCCGCACGCCCCGUACUCCGCCUUCCCCCCGUCCGCCUUCCCCCAUGGCUCUCCGCCAAGGCCCGCCCAGCGGUCGCCCCACGCGUCCGCGCGCUACUCCUCCGCCUCCUCCGCCCGUUCCCUCGCCUCCUGCCCUGGCGCGUCCCCCCGUUAUAAGCACGGCGCGCCCUCCUCCUGCAAUCACGGCGCGCGCUCAUGCACCAGCGGCCCCCGCGUUAGAGGAGCGCAAGGGAUAGGCGCGCCUGUGGCGGAAGCUUCCCCGCAGAAGGAGCUAUCUGGGGCGCUUUCGGGUGUUGGGCCGCGGAUAGAGGGGGAAGGGGGGCGGGGGGAGCGAGGCGAUGGGGGAAUAUGGGCGGAAGGGGGUGCGGAAAAGGGGAAGGGGAAGGCGGAAGUUAGGGGGAGGCGAUUUGGAAGGGGGGUAGGGAGGGAGGAGGGUGGGGAAGAGGUGACGUCUGCUAGAAUAGAGAGACCUAGUGGUCGUCAUGACCAUGCUGCUGCUGCUGCUGCUGCGGGUGCUGCUGCUGGUGGAAGGUCGUUGUUGGCUCCUGCAGCGGAGUAUGGUGAGUGCGUUUGCACGCAUGCAAGCAGACUCACCAGCGCCUCCAGUCCCCCACCUUGUCUCCCAUGCAAUUCCCUACGCUUGUUGUGUCCUCCUCUUGACACUCCGCCUCCACCUCCCUUGCGCUUCUGUUUCCUCGCUUCCUCCACCCCUUCCUCGUCCCCUUUCCCGUUCCCCCUAUCAGGCCUCUACGCGGACCACCUGCGCCCCCACGCCCUCUCACCCGCCCACGCGCUCAGCACAGGGCCCGGACGCGCAGCAGCCAUCAGCGCAGCAGGCGGAUGGGGAGGAGGCGGGGGAGGGGGAGGGGGAGGGCGGGCGGGUGGAGGUGCGGGGAGAGGAGAAGGGGGGAAUGGGGAAGGGGGAGGCGCAGGGAGUGAGGGAUCUCCGCUGCCUGGCGGGCUGGCAAGCUGGCUGCGGGAGGAGAGAGAGAGGGGGCAGGGCAGGCGAGGGGGGAUGGAGCGGAGGGGGGGACGAAGGUUGGUGAAUGCGGGUGGGCAGCAGCAUGUGGACAUGGAUGGGCGGAUGAAUCAAGACGCAGUGCAAUCAGGUCCCUUUCAGGGGAACGAUGAAGGUAGGCAGAGUGGGGGCAGGAGAAGCACAGAGGGAGAGGGAGAGGCACAGGGAGAGUGGGAGAGACACAGAGGGAGCGGGAGAGACGAAGAGGGAGCCGGAGAGGCACAGAGGGAGUGGGAGAGGUACAGAGGGAGUGGGAGAGGUACAGAGGGAGUGGGAGAGGUACAGAAGGAGUGGGAGAGGGCCACAGGCACCCCUGUGUGGAAGAGGCACGCCCCGCCGCGCAUGGCUUUGACACAUCUCACAAUUGUGCCUCUCUCGUUUGUCGCUAACUCAUGCCUGCAUUCAUCCUCCUUGUCCCCAUCUGUCGCCAUCGCUGUCCCCACAGGCACCCCUGCAUGGAAGAGGCACGCACGGCUGCGCACAGCUGCUCGCAACACCACGCCUGCACCCUCGGUUGCCAGCGCUGCUGGCGCUAGUGGUGCCGCUGCCAGUGCUUUCACUGCCAGUACUGCUGCCCCUGCUGCUGCCACAGCCGCUCCCUCCCCGUUUCCUGCAUCUAAAAUCCCCCUGGCAUCUCCUCCUUCCUCUACCCCACCGCCUCCUUCCGUGGGACUCGCUCCAUUCGCGGCGGCUCUACCAGACCCCGCAGCUGCAACUGGUGGUGUUGGUGAUGUAGCGCAAUUAGCGGAUGGCUCAAGGAAGGGAGGCGCUGUGGUGAAUGGAGAGGCGUUGAGCGCGGCUGUAAAGGCGGGUGGCCUGCCGGCUCUUCAUGGACUCUCGCUCUCCUCGAAUUCGUCAGUUUCUUCCGCACUGCUGCCUACUGCCCGUGCGGUGGAGGCAGGGCGAGGAGGAGGAGGUGGAGGAGGUGGAGAGGGAGGAGGAGGUGAGGAAGGGCGGGAGACAACACCACUUAAGGAUCUGGCAAUGGAAUCUGUGUCUGCUUCAGCAGCAGCCAGUAGUGCUGCUGGUGUUCCUGCUGCUGCUGGUGGUGCUGCUGCUGGCGCUGCAGUCACGGCGACAGGGGCAGCAGCAGCGGCGGCAAACGCGGCACAGUGGCAGUUUGGCGGCAGGGUUGGUUCAGCAGCUGUGGGAGGCACGAGCAGGCUUGGCACGCCAGUAGCACCAGCACCGGCAGCAGCGAUUGCACUUACUGAAGCCUGUGUUUCAGGCCAGGCACCGGCUGCCGUGUUUCGGUUUGGGAGUGUUCCAGCAGGGAGGAGGUUUUCAGAUUCUUUCUCCAUGCCUUUCACUGGCGCAAGCAGCACUUGUGCUGCUGCUGCUGCUGCUGCUGCUGCUGCUGCUGCUGCUGCUGCUGCUGGUUUUACUACUGGUGGUGCAGGUGGGACGGGCACUGCCUUCCAUUCUGCUGCAUCCCACAGUGCCUCCACUCCCCCUUCGUUCCUCUUCUCGGCCUCUCCCACUCCCCUCUUCUCCGCGUCUCCUGUGCUUGCCUUUCCUGGGGAGCAGCAGGCAGCAUCGGAGAUGGAGAGAAUCAAAUCCAAUCAGAUCGAAAUAGAACGGAUGGAGGCAUUGCUUGCAGCUGAGAGGGCAGCGAGGGAGGAAGCCGAGACACGGGCCAACCAGCUGAAAGCUGACCUGGAAAAGCUGGCUGCUGAGCUGGCAAUGAAAGUGGCAGGCGCAGUGGAGCAGAGGAGAACGGAGGGGAGGGAGAUGAGAGUGGGGGACAGUGAGGGAGAAAAUGAGAAGCGUGGGCUUGUGCAUGGGAAGGAGGGAGGGAGAGCAGGCGUUGGGGAGGAUGUGGGCUCAAAUAUGGUGUGUGGUUCUGGGUGCGAGAGGGGCUGUAGUAAAAGCACUCACAGUGACGAUGGGGGUGGUAAAGAGGUGGAGAAAAGUGAGGAGGACGGUGAAGGUAGGAGAGAUGGAAAAGGGAUGGAGGGGGAGGAGGAUGUGGAAAGGGAUGGUGAUGGUGAUGGUGAUGGUGAUGGUGAUGGUGAUGGUGAUGGUGAUGGUGGGAAUGACGGUGCAAGUGAUGGUGCGAGUGAUGGUGGGAGCGACGCUGCAGGGAUGAUAGCAGAGGCUGUGGCGGCGGUAAUGGAGGAGGCGAGGGAGGAGAUGGAGCAGGUGAAGGCUGCUGCCCGCGCUGCUGCUGACGAGGCUUAUGCUAAAGGGCGGGCGGAGGGGAGGGCGGAGGGGAGGGAGGAGGGGAGGAAAGAGGGCAGGGAGGAGGCGUGGAGGGAAGGGAUGGAGGAUGUGAGAUUGGAUGGGAGAAUUGCGGGGAGGAAGGAAGGGAGAGAGGAGGGGAGGAAUGAGGGGAGAGAGGAAGGGAGGAAGGAAGGGAGAGAGGAAGGGAGGAAGGAGGGAAAAGAGGAGGGGAGGAGGGAAGGGAGAGAGGAAGGGAGGGCAGAAGCGAUGCAGAUUGCACAGGGGGAGCUGGAGGAAGCUGCGAGGAAGGUGCGUGAGCUGGAGGAGCGAGUGGCUAGAGCUGAAGACAUGGUCCUGAUGAACAGCAGCCAUGGUUCAACGGAUACAGCUCCUGCUGUUGUUGCCUCUGACGUUGCAGCAGCAGCUGUGGCGAGUCUAAAGUCACUGGAGGAGCAAGUGAGAGACGGCGAGGAGAUGGAGAGGGCGUGGCAGGGGAGGUUAGAGGCAGCAGAGCAGGCAAGAGACGCGUUGCACGCACAGGCAGUGGCUGCAGCCGAAGCUGCGACUGCUGCUGCUGAGGCGGUAGCAGCAGCAGCGGAGGGUGAGGCGGCAGCAGGGAGAGAGGCGGUUAGAGGGGUGGAGAGAUUGUUUGGGGAGGAGAGGAGGAGGUGUGAGGAGUUGGAGAGGGAGGUGGAGAGGGAGGGGAGGAGGUGUCGGGAGCUGGAGGGAGAGGUGGAGAGGGAGAGGAGGAGGUGUGAGGAGCUGCGGGAAGAGGUGGAGAGGGGUUGGGAGAGGUGCAGGGAGAUUGGAGAGGAGUUGAGGAGGGAGAGGGAGAAGGGGGAGAUGGAGAGGUUGAUCGUGCAGCAAGAAAGGGAAGAGAGGGGGAAGGAGAGGGAGAGGGCGGAAACGCAGGCACAGGAGGCUGGGAUUUUACUGCAACAGUUUGAGCAGUUGGCUGCUGCUGUGGUUGAUUCAGUGGUGGCUAAGGUGAUUUCUGAAUCAAAACAAGAGGCUGGGCUUGUGCUGCAGCAAUUUGAGGGCCUGGCUGCUGGUGUGGUAGAUGCGGUGGUGACUAGGGUGGUUUCGAAGUCAACUGAGGAGGCUGGCCUUGUGCUGCAGCAAUUCGAGCAUAUGGCUGCUGCUGUGGUUGAUACGGUGGUGUCUAGGGGCAGGGAGAGGAAUGGCGAGGAAGAGAGGGGUCUGCAGCAUGUGAGGUGGGAGAUGCGAGAGGGAGGGGCAAAAGGAAGCAGAGCGGAAAAGAACAGGGGUGUGAGGGAGAGUGAGGAGCUCAAGUCACGUGUGAGUGAGCUGGAAUCCAGGAUUCAGGACGUUUUUGAGAAGGAAAGGUAUGCAAUGGAUAUUGCAGCGGUCGUCUUGGAGUCAAUGGUGGGUGAGGUGGUUAGAAAGGCAGUGGUAGCACGGGCUGAGACAGAAGCGGAAGUGUCUGAGAGGGAAAGGUAUGCGAUGGAGAUUGCAGCGGUUGCCUUGGAGUCAGUGGUGGGUGAGGCGGUUGCAAAGUCGGAGGCGGAAGCUUCAGCGAAAGAGAGGUAUACGAUGGAAAUCGCAGCAGUUGCUUUCAAGUCAGCGGUGGGUGAGGUGGUUAGGAAGGCGGUUGCACGGGCUGAGAAGAAGGAACAAGAAACUUCUGAGAAAGAGAGGUGUACGAUGGAAAUUGCAGAGGUUGUCUUGCAGGCAGCUGUGGAUGAGGCAAUUACGAAGGGGAUGGUAGCACGGACUGAGACAGAAGCGGAAGCUUUUGAGAAAGAGAGGUAUACAAUGGAGAUUGCAGCAGUUGCCUUGGAGUCAGCUAUGGGUGAAGCGGUUAGGAAGAUGGUGGCACAGGCUGAGAAAAAGGAAGCGGAAGCUUCUCGGAAAGAGAGGUUUACGAUGGAAAAUGCAGCGGUUGCAUUAGAUUCGGCGGUGGGUGAGGUGGUAACACUAGCACAGGCUGAUAAGGCUGUAGAAACUUCUGAGAAAGAGAGGUUAACUAUGGAAAUCGUGGGGAUUGCGCUUGAAGGGGUAGCAGAGGUGGCAGUUAGCCAGGCUGUGGCCAAGGCAGAGGCUCGGAUGCACGAGGCUGAGAAACAGGUUCGGGAGAAGGUAUGGGAGGAGCUCUGGGAGCAGGUUCGGGAGGAAGUUCGGGAAAAGGUUUGGGAGGAGGUAUGGCCCGAAGCUGAGCAGAAGGCUCGGGAGAAGCUGAAUGCUGCAUGGGCAGCUGUUGCCAAAGCCGAAGCUGCUGUAGAGGCUCGGAGUGCUGCUGUGGUGGAGGAGGGGCGAGUGAGGAUGGAAGAGAGGGUAAGACGGGAGGAGGGGCUGAGGGAAAGGGAGGAGAGAGUGAGGGAGGGAGAGGAGAAGUUGGACGAAGAUGUGUGGCUCUUAGAGGAGACACUUAGGCGGCGGGACGAGCAACUGCUGCUGUUAGCUAAGAGGGAGGAGGAGGUGAGUGGAAGGGAGGUAGUGGUAGGGAAAAAGGAGGAGGAGAUAGCACGGAGAGAGGAGGAGGUGAGGAGGGGAGCAGAGGAGGCGAGGAAGGGAGGGGAGGUGGAGAGGGAAGGAGAUAUGGGGGAUGGGGGAGUUGAGGUGGGGAGGGCGAUGGAGGUAGCAGCAGCAAGGGAGGCUGCUCGUGCUGCUCAUGCUGCUGCUGCUGCGGCCGCGAGGAGAGUGGUGGAGGAGAGAGAGCGGUGCAGAGAGCUUGGGGAGGAGUUGAAGAGGAGGGCAGAGAGGGAGGAGGAGAGAGCAAGAGGGAUGGUGCACGUGGGGGCGGUUGUUCUUGAAGCUGCUGUGGAGGAGGGUGUGAGGAAAGCGGUUGAGAGGGAUAGGGGGCGAGAGAAGGAGAGGGAGAGGGAGAGGGAGAGAGUGAGGGAGAGGGUGAGGGUGAGGCAGAAGGAGAGGGAGAGGGAGCGGGAAAGAGAGAGGGAGAGGAAGGGGGAGAGGGUAAGAGAAAGGCUGCGUGUAAGGGAACGGGUGAGGAUGAGAAUGCGGGAGAGGGAGAGGGAGAGGAGGAGGGAGAAGGAGAGGGAGGAGGGUGGAGGGGAGGUUGAGGAAGCAUGUUUGCAUGUCAUGAUGGCUGCAGCUAUCGAGGCAGCUGCAGAGCAGGCUGCUGCCUCGGCUGUAGCGGCAUCUGUAGCAGCACAGGGAUUUGCAGCUGCAGCUGUAGGAGCGAAAGGAUCUGUAUCAGGCUGUGCAAAGGAUGAAGGGGGAGUGGGGCUGGAGGAAAGGAAAUGGAUGGAGGAAGGGGAAGGACCUGAGGAUGGAGAGGGAGAGACGGAGGAGGCAGAGGGAGUUGAGGGAGGGGAGGAGGAGGCGGAGGGGGAGAGGGAGGGGGAUGACGUGGAAGGGGUGGGGUAUGACGUCGUGGGGGAGGGGGAUGACGUGGACAGCAUGUUGGAGGAGCUGUUGGGAUUGGCUGAGAAUGGAGGGGCAGAUGGGGAGAGCGAUGGUGGGGAUGAGGCGGAUAGCAGGCAGAGCAGGCGGCAGGUGCGGCCUGUCCGCCUGUUUGGUUCGGGCGAGGAACGGAGAGCAACAGCAACUGAAUCUGCCUCCUUGGAAGAACCACAUUUGGACGAGAUAUCACAGCUUCUGCAGAAGUUCAGUAUAGGAGCCUCCAAGGACGAAGGCCAUACAAACUGA
Closterium sp. NIES-65 is the source of this 7323-nucleotide messenger RNA. Lineage: Eukaryota; Viridiplantae; Streptophyta; Zygnematophyceae; Desmidiales; Closteriaceae. The record is from the annotation of a GenBank genome assembly.